UUACCGCACUCCUUUAACGGGGUGCACCAUUUCAGUCCGCUCCACUGUGCACGUAAAAAAGGCAACGGGCUCCAAAAAAAGGAGAAAGAAAGAAAGAAAGAGAAAGAGUCCUUGACUUGCCACUCGAAGCAAUCGGCUAUGUCCAGCGUUCAGUUUUCGCAAUCUUUUUCUUGUACAACUAUCUAAAGGUUGGCACACUCUCAUGGUUUUACCUCCCGUAGGAUGGGAUUAACUUUGUCCGGAAGAUACAUCUCACUGGUGCUUGCUGUUCAAAUAGCAUAUUUACUCCAGACGGUUGGAGCGGUGGGGAAAUGUGACACCGUGUUUAAGGGCUUCUCAAACUGCCUGCUUCAGCUGGGAGAGAACAUGGCCAGCUAUCCACAAGAACUAGACGAGAAGGAGAAUCUGCAAACCAUCUGCACAUAUUGGGAUGACUUCCACUCGUGUGCUACCACAGCGCUGGCGGACUGCCAGGAGGGAGCGACGGAGCUGUGGGAGAAACUCAAGAAGGAGUCCAGAAACCUGGAGUUUAAAGGCAGUUUGUUUGAACUGUGCGCUGGAGGAAACGGUGCGAGCACACCAUCAGCUUCUCCACCUGGGCUCACCCUGCUGCUCAGCUCCCUCUCCGCCCUGCUCACAUGGAUCCAGUUUUAGCGGCCAACACCAACCCGAGAAGAGCAAAAGACAUUUUUAGCGCACAUGAAAAGAAGAAAACGGGAAAC
This is a messenger RNA of Silurus meridionalis, 722 nucleotides long. It is a transcript of the gene nrn1a, whose product is annotated as neuritin 1a. Gene Ontology annotation, biological process: nervous system development; neuron projection extension. The transcript has 3 exons. Lineage: Eukaryota; Metazoa; Chordata; Actinopteri; Siluriformes; Siluridae. Bases 223 to 654 code for a protein of 143 amino acids. Gene Ontology annotation, cellular component: plasma membrane. The record is from RefSeq and is a predicted model, not a curated record.